Myxocyprinus asiaticus (Chinese sucker) is the source of this 1575-nucleotide messenger RNA. It is a transcript of the gene adob, whose product is annotated as 2-aminoethanethiol (cysteamine) dioxygenase b. Gene Ontology annotation, cellular component: mitochondrion. The record is from RefSeq and is a predicted model, not a curated record. Gene Ontology annotation, molecular function: oxidoreductase activity, acting on single donors with incorporation of molecular oxygen, incorporation of two atoms of oxygen. NCBI's taxonomy places the organism in Eukaryota, Metazoa, Chordata, Actinopteri, Cypriniformes, Catostomidae.
GUGUGUCAGAAAAGGGAGAAAGAGUAACAAAAUGUGCAGUGUUUGGGGCCUCCAGGAACAGGGUUGGGAACCACUGUCCUAAGGGUUAGUUGUACUUUUUACAUAUGGCCCACAUGAGAAGUUGAUUUGUCUUUGAAUCGGAACUUAUUAUCGCAGGAGGCGCGGAGCGCGUGAAAGGGGCGCUUUGAGUUGAACGUCAAGUGGCCGCGAGACACUCGCGCGUCAUGAUGCUACGGAACAGCAUGACUUCCACUGUGCAGAAUAUCGCCAAACAGGCGCUCACGACCUUCCGAAACCCCUCUCUUGUCGGAGAGCACAAUAAAAUGUUUUGGGACAACCAGAACAAGCUCAAAAGCCUUUUGGCGGAGGUCAGAGCGGUCGAUUUGAAGAAUGUCGCCCGGGACGCUGAGAGCGCCCCAAUGCCGCCCGCGCUUCUCGGUCCUCCCGUUACAUACAUGCACAUCUAUGAGACCGACGCCUUAAGCAUGGGAGUGUUUUUAUUAAAACCGCUGCAUGAUCAUCCGGGAAUGUAUGGUAUGCUCAUAGUGAUCAACGGAAAGGUCCGAAUCAGCUGUUUCGACAGGCUGGAUAAACCCAGAGACGGUGCCAGCGGCGUGCAGUUCAACCCUCCGUUAGUGCCCCUCCAGAAAGGCUCUCUAAGAGCCUCGGUGUGGAGAUCGGUGGGGGAAUACACGGAGAAAAGCGGCCCGUGUGUGCGGUCACCUCAGAGGGACAACAUUCACCAAAUAGACGCUGUUGACGGACCCACCGCUUUCCUUGACAUUUUGGCACCCCCGUAUGACCCGGAUGAAGGGAGAGACUGCCAUUAUUACAAAGUCCUUCAUGCCAGUUCAGAGGCCGCGGAUAGAAAGCGUGAAGCCCAGGAAGCACCAUGUGACCUGUGGCUUAUGGAAAUCCCACAGCCUAGUGUAUUCUGGUGUGGUGGUGAACCUUACCCAGGGCCUAAAGUGUCCCUCUGAAAGACUUGAGAAUAUACUGGGGUUCUGUAAAUCACAGCAUUGUGGGUUCUCUUUCAAAUGAGUCUCAUACCCUGUCAUACAGGGUUACAUCAACCCUCCUGCACUUUCAGUUGCCGAUUGUCUUGUGGCCUCUCUGAUCUUGCCCAAUUUCUUUAAAGUCCAUACAUUUUCACCAUAUGCAUGCAGUCUGUGUCCUGAAUUUCUAUUCAGAAGAGAUUCAACUGUUGCCUGGAUUUACUUUGUAUAAUUUGGGAUAAUUUCCAAAGUUAACAGCAAAUGUGAGAUUUGUUGUAAAUGUGUAUCACAGCAGUUAAUCAGAGUAGGAAUCUAUAUCUUUUUUCUGUAUGUAAAUAUUGCUACAAUGCACUAUGCCAUCAGGGCCAGCAAAUGCCACAUAUAUGGAUACUUUCCUGAACACUCCUAACAAUGAUUCUGGUUCAUGUCCUAAAACAAAGCAUUUAGCCAGACUGUCAAAUUUGAAAACCAUUUUAAAUAUGCAGAAUGUGUCAUGAAUUUGAUAACUACACUAAAGGCACCAAGUAACUUAAAUUCUGUCAUGACUGGAGUAGAAUUAAUGAAUAAAAUAUAAGACAAU